Eremothecium gossypii ATCC 10895 is the source of this 1395-nucleotide messenger RNA. RefSeq names its product Arp9p (gene ARP9). The record is from RefSeq and is marked provisional. The coding region runs from base 1 to 1395 and encodes 464 amino acids. The transcript is spliced from 2 exons. Lineage: Eukaryota; Fungi; Ascomycota; Saccharomycetes; Saccharomycetales; Saccharomycetaceae.
AUGGCACCGUUGAGACAGGAUAGCUACUUUCUGAUAUACCCCAGGUCAAGAACGACACUGGUACAAUUUGGAAUCGGAGAAGAAACGUUUGUUCCUCCGAGCUGGGAGGUACCCACACGGGUAUACAGGGACGAGGAGGGCCAACUGACGAGUUUUGAGAGCGCGGAGGUGGUGUAUCCGAUUGUCGACGGGCGGAUAGCGGACCUAGAUGGGCUGUUGUACUUCCUGAAGCUCAUCUACAAGUCGAUUCUCAGCCACUGGAUCGCGGAGCACCCGGACACGUGGGAGGCGCACGCGUCCAACAUCCCGAUGCUGCUGCUGACGCACUACUCGUGGUCGCAGCGGGAGCAGGAGCUCAUCACGCAGUACGUGUUUGAGGAGAUGCGGCUGAACCAUUUCAUGGUGGUUCCGGCGGCGCUCUCCAUCAGCUAUGCGUUUGGGUCGAUCCAGAACUGCCUUGUGAUCGACAUCGGGGCCACACACACGGACAUCGUGCCGAUUGUGGACUAUGUACCGCUGGACUACAUGGCAUACAGCGCGCCGAUUGGCGGCGACGACAUUAAUGCCAAACUGGCGACGCUUCUGCCAGGCUGGAGCCCGGAACAGAUAGAGGACUUGAAGAAGUCGCCCAUUUUUGAGGUGCUGUCGAAAGACGCGAAGGACCAGUCCCGGUUCAACUUCGACGACGACGCAGCCGAUGGGGAGGAUAAUGACGAGGGCACGCUGGAUGUUGCGGCCAUUGUGACAUCUGGCCGGGACACCCGGGAGAUCCUAGAGGAGCGGGAGAGGAACAAGAAUAAAGAACAGGUGUCAAACAGCCAACUGGAAACCAACGUCUUUGCUGACCGUACCGGCAAGCAGAUUAAUGUGGGCAAGCAGCGGUUCCAGGGGUGCGACGACCUGCUGAAAGGGAUUUCCCAGGCGUGCGGUAUGGUUCUUGCACAGAUCGACGAGAUACCCAAAAACAGGGCCAUUUGGGAAAACAUACUCAUAGCUGGGGCUACUUCCGAGAUCACUGGGUUCAGAGAAGCACUCCUGACGCAGCUCUGCGAAGAUAACCUCGUGCUUGAGCCAGAGGGGGAGAAGCACCAGCGCGAACAGGACAUGAUGGCAAGUAUGCCGAAGCAGCGGAAGAACAAGUAUAUAGGCAGUGCAAGCGUGUCUGGUGGCUUCUUAACUUCCUUGGAGUACCUACAGAGCCCUACGAUAAUAAAGUCUCCGAAGUUCCCUGACUAUUUCACCGAGUGGAAGAAGCACGGUUACGGUGAAGUAGCGUUCCUGGGCGCCCAAAUAGUCUCCAAGCAGGUAUUUGGCCAUUCAAAUGACUCUUUCUUCAUGACACGAGACAAGUACGACGAAAAAGGGCCAGCGAUUAUCUGGGAUGUGUGCUUCUAG